GCACCUUCUCCUCUCGGUUCGGCAGGGAGCCCCCCAGCUGGAGUGGCAGCAGCGCAUGCAAAUAGCUCUGGACGCCGCCAGGGGCUCAUGUUCCUGCACCACGCGGCCAACCCGCCGGUGAUUCAUAGGGACUUCAAGAGCAGCAACGUGCUCGUGGACCAAGAUUUCCAUGCGCGCAUUGCUGACUUCGGGUUGGCCCGGGAUGGCCCCAGUGGGGAGAAGCGGUGGGUGUCGACUCGAGUGCUCGGCACAACCGGCUAUCUGUCGCCAGAGUAUGUGACAACCGGGCGGCUAACAGCUAAGUCGGACGUGUACUCGUUUGGCAUCGUGCUUCUGGAACUGCUGACAGGGCUAGUGCCUAUUGACCAUGACAGACCGCCCAACCGGGUGUCGCUCACAUCAUGGGCCCUACCCCUGCUGACGCAACGCGAGAGGCUGGGGGAGCUGCUGGACCCGCGGCUGGAUGGGGCCGUGCCGCUGCACGAGUUCAUGCAGGCUGCCUCAGUAGCAGCCGUGUGUCUGCAAGCAGAUCCCGACUACCGCCCGCACAUGGACGACGUGGUGCAGUCCCUCAUGCCACUCUGCAAGGCCGCUUGCUCGCCCUACGCCUCCCCCGCCCAGUCCAACCACUCGUCUCUGCGAUGACAGCCCUCUCCUGUAAUGGCAGCCCACUCUUACCUACGGCACUGAUCAUCUCUCCUCCCUCCCAGCACUUUGGAGGCUGCCUGCUCGCCCUACGCCUCCCCAGCCCAGUCCAACCACUCGUCCCUGCGAUGACAGCCCUCCCACAGCCGUGCCUGCAGCGAGGAGCCCCUGCCACCAUUCACUCCUAUACCGCGGCCUCUACACUAAAUAGCCCUCCCCCGCCCAGUCCAACCAUCCGUCCUUGCGAUGACAGCCCUCUCCCACCAGUCUUUUCAUCACACCCUCCGUCUGCAACGAUGAGCCCCUGGGUCAUCACCCCCGUCUGAAACGCCUGUACACUCCUAUCCCCUUUACUGAUCUAGCGCGGAGGUGACUCGAUACUAGUACAGUAGCCCUGGUGUAGAUCUGAGCGCUAGCCAAGCAAGUUGUUCAGCUAGGUUAUAUAUCGAUCGGUAGUGGCGAAGCAAAGUUUUUUUUUGUCCAGGGUGUAGCUAAGGCUAUAAAUAAAUGGUAAGCCGUCUGCUGAAAGUGGCAUGCAUGUUUACAUGAAGCAAUACUAAUACGGUAAGAUGGUUAAAGUUAUGCUGAAAGUGGUAUAGGAUGCAAAGGCAACAUCAAUUAUGGAC
Messenger RNA from Closterium sp. NIES-67, 1271 nucleotides. NCBI's taxonomy places the organism in Eukaryota, Viridiplantae, Streptophyta, Zygnematophyceae, Desmidiales, Closteriaceae. The record is from the annotation of a GenBank genome assembly.